CACUGUCAUUUAUCACUCAUAAGGACUCCGGGCAGCUUGAGACACUUUCAGUACGCUCACAUCCUUCAUUUCUUAUUUGUGUUUCAUUUCCCCACUGCUUUCAGUUCUCUAUUUCUUCAAAAAUCAAAUAAGCAUAUCAAAUAUUAAGCUUGUGUAAGGGGUGAAUUUUCUCUGAAAAAUUGUAUGUUUUCUUCUUCUUUACAGAAGUUGUAAAAUAACAAAACCACAAGUCACCUGAAGUCACAUGCAUGUCUUCUCUGAUAUGUCUGAAUCCAUGUGUGGCCAUACAAUUUAAAAACACAAAUAUAUCUAAAGGGAAUGAUUUCUACAAUUAGAAAAUGAAAUGGAAUGUGAAGUACAGAGGCUACCGAAAGUCGAGUGUUUGUUAUUGAUGAGUGUAUUUUAUGUUUAUGGUUUGCGUAUGUUCAUUGUGGCAUAAAUUCACAAUUUUGUUUUGUCAUCAUCAUAGGAAAUAAUAUUGCUAAGUGUCAUGUUGCAAUAUCACAAGUCUGAACGUUUCAGCUUUUUCACAAAUGAGUAAUAGGAGGAAGGUGAUUAUUUUAUGUGGGAGUUAAGUGGGUGGUGUAUUAUGGAGUGUGAAAGAAUAUACGUACACAUUUCCCUGUAAUCUAUCUACACAUACAGAAACUGCAGGAGUUCCACUCAGACACAGUUCUGGUAAUUGAAGAUUUGAAAAUAAAAGUUAGAGCAGAGAAGCAUCAAAUUUCCAAGACACUGAUCUGAGAUGAAAGACUGUGGUUUCUGUGGUGACAAGUGGACUGUUGAUAGCAUCAACCUGGCACCAAUCAACAGAUGGAGAUUUCUGACUCGGCCAGUGACUGUGAGGAGAGGCCCAGUUCUAGCCCAAUGGAGACAGAGGAGAGGUCCUUCAUGGCAGGUUUGCACUGUUUCAUGAAGGACCGUGGCACACCCAUCGAGAGGAUACCACACCUGGGAUUUAAGCAGAUUAACCUGUGGAAAAUCUACAAAGCUGUCGAGAAGCUUAGCGGUUACGACGCUGUGACAUCGCGGCGGCUGUGGAAGAAUGUGUAUGAUGAGCUGGGCGGCAGCCCAGGCAGCACCAGCGCUGCUACCUGCACUCGCAGACACUAUGAGAGGCUUGUUUUACCCUUUGAGAGACAGUUGAGGGGGGAGGAGGACAAACCUCUGCCUCCAAGUAAACCGCGCAAACAGUAUAAGAGGAGUCCAGACGGCAAGGGGAGCAAGUCUGAGGGCAAGAGGAAGAGACCCCAUCUGGAAAAGGAGACAGACUCUGAGGGCCAGGUACAUUCUACUCCAUUGUCUCCAUGGACUACUCCAUCUGAAAGCCUCCACCCAGACCAUCCUCCACCAAUCAGUGAGACUACCGUGUGUGACGACCUCUCUUCCUCAGCAUGCACCCUAUCCCGCCCAGCCCAGGGCCCUACCUCAUGCCCCUGGAGAGGAAGUCAGCUCCAGUCUGCUGCUGCAGAUAUCAUCUCUCCUCUGGAGAAGAAGAAGCGUAUGGCCCAGGCCAGCCUGAGCGAGUCCCAGGACUCACAGAGCGCCAGUGACUGUAAGGGCAGGCCCUCUGUGAUCCACUGCUCCCAGUCCCCAGGGCUGUUCCUUCCCAGCCGGACACGCACUACCUCUGAGGGCUCUCCUCUCCCUCCGUCCUCCUCCUCCUCCCGUAGCCCGUCCCCCUACUCCAUCUCUUCUGAGGACUGUCCAGCACUAACUGAAGACAGGCCCCCAGUACCAAAACCAGAAGUACCCCUUCAUUUUUCCAGCAACCCUUUAUCUGCCCACAGUGGGGUCCACAAGCCUCAGACCUGCAGCCCUGAUGUCAAGGAAUAUGUUGGCUUCCCUGGAGGACAAAGAGAUUUCCCUCCGGUCAGCCCCCUACCAGUUGAAACUGUCUCUAUCAAAGGUCGAAGUAAAAACUCUGUAUGGAGCCCUGUCUGCAAUGGGAGUAACAGACAUCCAGCUCACCAAAUACCCCCACCAACGUCUUGUACAUAUACUGUUAGGUCUUGCUUGGUUCCAUCCACCUCCAGUUUCACCAAGGUUUAUCCCAAGUCUAUGGAGUCUUUGCGGCCUAUACCCUUUCAGCCAGGUUACACAUUCCAUCAGAACCCAAAUAGGCCCAUGUUGCAUGAUGGCCGUCUGAUCUAUAAGAAGAAACUACAGAUGGUCCCUCGACAUUAUCAGACGGAGAAGAAGCAGAAGUCCAGGACAAUGUUGCCCAAGCCACUUCCAACUCAACAGCCUGUGUUCCACCCUAAUGCCAGCAUCCCAGUGUCCUACCUCAUCCCAGCCUAUGACAGGACAAGGGGAGACUCUGGGCAGAAGCCACCUGUACACCCUCUCUUUAUACCUACCCACGUCAGACUGUCCCAGUCCCAGACCAGCCCUAUGUACCGCCAUGUCCCAACGGGACACACACAUACUUCCUCUUAUGAGCCUGCUCUCUACUCCUAUCCCUUUCACAUUCCUAUGUGUAAUCCCCAUACUGGAUACAGCAUCACUGGUGUGCAUUAUCCUCACACCAGGCUUUGAUAGCCCCACUCUCAGACUCAAGGCCUAUUGACAAUGUGACAAGUCAAACAGAGAUAAUGACAGUACCUGCUUCGUUCUAGACAUUUUCAAAACUUGCCUCGAACACUGCUGCAUUCUAUGUGAGUGAUCAACAGGGAAACAUUGUUGUGAUUGUUAUGCUGAGAUGUGCUCCCCUCCAUGGCAACUGACAGAAUUGCACUGAUAAAAAGGACUAUACUUUCUGUAUUUGUAACAAUAACUUUGAGGUUUACUGCAAUGCACAUGUGCUUUUACGGUAUGAUCCAAUAAUUUUACAUUGAUAUAAUAUAUGAAACAACACAGAUUUAUUUUUCUAUUUCUGAAUAAAAUCUAAAACUAU
Oncorhynchus nerka (sockeye salmon) is the source of this 2896-nucleotide messenger RNA. Its product is annotated as AT-rich interactive domain-containing protein 5A-like. Lineage: Eukaryota; Metazoa; Chordata; Actinopteri; Salmoniformes; Salmonidae. Gene Ontology annotation, biological process: regulation of transcription by RNA polymerase II. Bases 814 to 2538 code for a protein of 574 amino acids. The transcript has 6 exons. Gene Ontology annotation, cellular component: nucleus. The record is from RefSeq and is a predicted model, not a curated record. Gene Ontology annotation, molecular function: transcription cis-regulatory region binding.